ACUCAGUGACUCGGUCGUUUCCCACUUCAAAUUUCGGGGAGCCGGAGCGACCUGAGUCAAAAGAGAUGCGGCGGCGGCGGCUGCGGCGGCGGCGAAACAUUUUGCCGGAAAAUCCGGUCUCCGACCGGAGCUUCUCAGCCGACGAGGAGGACAUCGACGGCGACCUGUCGGAUGACUGCGCCUCGUUGGACGCGCGCGCCGGGAGAGAGGACGGACUGCAAAUUCUGUCUCAGCUGGAAAAACUUAGAGAUGCAGGAGAAACUUCUGUUGUUUCGAGCUCGGUUAAACAAUUUGAGGAGCAAGCUGAGUUCCCUCUGGAGGAUGAAGUUGAAGUUCCUGAUUUUGGCAAUGACCGCCGCUUCAUCUGCUCUCCGAAGAGUGAAUUCAUGUGCUGCACUGCAGAUGAUGAUGAAGUGAUAUCUGAUGAUGAGGAAAGUAGCCCUCUUGCUAACCUUUCCAUUCCAUCGAGUUAUAGAAAGAUUGAGGAAGUUGGCUUUCAUGCCUCCAAAACAAAAGCAAAGGAAUUGGCAACACUCUCUGUGGUAGUCAAAGAUGUUGGAGAAUCAGUCCAGUCUAUUCAAAGUACUUCAUGUUCAUUGAGACAUGCUAGCCACUCUAGAGCAAACCACUGUUCCAAAGCUUCCAAAGGCAAAGCCAAGGCAAAAUUUUCAUUUGGCUUUCACCGCAAGGAUGAACACUUGUCCUGUAUUCCAAGGGCUGAAAUUAGGGGGUUACAAAAAGUGUGUGAACAGCCUGAAAUACAUGAAGAUGUAAAGGGAAUAGAGCCGGGCUAUCAAGCGGUAGAUGCCUCUGAUGAUUUCGAUCAAGAAGAAAAGGAAGAUUCAGAGGGCAUGCCAUCCAAUGCGCUAGUUCUUGGACAUCGAUAUGCUAAGCAUUCUAUGGCUGACCUUCUAGAUGGACUCCAUGACAGCAGUAACCUUCCAAAUGAAAUGUCUGGUAGCAAAAGACGGCCUAGGAUGGGCUUUGCAAGCAAGAGAAGUACUUUCACUACAGGACAAGGAAAGCCAGACGAUGAAGGGGAGAUUGAGGCAAUGGAUAGUAAAUCACCUAGUGAAGAUGAGAACAACUUUGAUGAGCUGAAGCUUCCUGUAGCAUACUGUAAACGACAAAGCAUGGCGGAUUGCAUUCAGCGAGUUUUAGAUUCUACCCCUUUGGACAGUGGAAGGGCUCUUAUCACAGUUCCAAAGUCACUGGGCUUUGGACUAUUUGGAAGAUUGCAACAGGUCAUGCAGAUUGAAAAGGAGAGUGAGCAGGAAUUCUUGAAGAAGCUGCAGGCUGGUAUGUCAGGCUUCAUUGAUGUAAUGAUCCUGUCGAGAAAGUUGGAUGCAAAGCUCACAAUUUGUCUUUGCUCUCUGGAACAGAAUCAAGAGGGAACCCCAUUCCCACAUUGUAGUCAGGCAGAUCUGACAGGAAGAAAGAGGACUGUUAUUUUUAACCCAAGAAUUUGCAACGAUGUUGAUCUCGAAAUUGGAAACCUGAUCCGCAUUUAUUCCCCCUGGAAGGAGGUUCAAGUGAUGGGCUAUGAGAAGAGCAUUAUUUUGUCGACGUACUUUUCUCAUGUCUCAGUUUGACUUCAGGUCUGACCAAGGAGGUGACAGCAGAACCUUCCCGGCAACCCCGCCUUGCAAGGCAACGGAUGAGCCCUGUCGGAAUGAGUCCAGCACUUGAACUGCGCAGUUCUGGAAUGCUCUGGUAAAUUACUCCCGCGAGUUUCGUUCUCUUGUCUCUGAACCUGUCUUUUCUCCCCGCUUCCCUUUGGGUGACCUCUUGUACUUCACUUUUUACUCGAUGAACGGCUUGCAUCUUCCAUCGAAACGACGAAGGAAAAACAUAUUUGACCUCUUGUGCUUCACUUAUCACUUGUACGUAUUUAUGGAAAUUACCUAUCUGGUUGGCGUGUC
This is a messenger RNA of Eucalyptus grandis, 1922 nucleotides long. RefSeq lists its product as uncharacterized. Bases 66 to 1592 code for a protein of 508 amino acids. The transcript is spliced from 14 exons. NCBI's taxonomy places the organism in Eukaryota, Viridiplantae, Streptophyta, Magnoliopsida, Myrtales, Myrtaceae. The record is from RefSeq and is a predicted model, not a curated record.